AUGGCAGAGGUGCUGGGCGUGGUGUCGGCGGCGGCACAACUGGCGACGCUUUGCUGCUCUUUGCUGCGUGUCAUGGCGAAGUUAAAAGGCGCCGGGUUGACGCUUCAGAAUUAUCAACUUCAGCUUCAAGAUCUCAGCCUCUUAUCAAACUCCAUUUCCCGCAAUCCCCUUCUUCAGACGAGCGAGAUUGGAACCUUGACCCAAUCUCUUCUCUCUCUCAUUCGCCAAGCAAACUUGACAUUUGUACUGCAAAAGCACCGCAUUAUCCGGACCUUGUACAUUUUGUGCAGGGAACGAGAUCUCGUCGAAACACUGACAGCGGUUGAGCGGCAGAAGCUCAGCCUUUGUUUAAGCAUCGAGCAGAUACAGUCGGACGCUCUCUUUGAGAUCCGCGCCAGUAUUCAAGACAUGAGCUACGAAAUGCCAAACGUCAAAAAGAAGCGCGUCGGCACUCGAAUCCAGGCGAGAGAAACCUCUACCUCUCAGUCCAACGGCAACAAUUCCAACAUGAAGCCUGCGGCGGCCAAAAACACCACCAAAGGCGACGAGACUGCCAAGGAUGACAGUCCGACGGCCCAGGUGGAUAGCUCUGAUGAGGAUUCAUCCGUCAGCGACUCUUUUGAUGAUGAAAGUGUUGUCGACAGCGACAGCUGCACUGGUUCCUGCGCUGGCAGAGUCGAACAGACUCCUACCCUUCAUAUCAAGGACAAUGAUGUGAAGAACAAUCCUGCCACUAGGGGAAGUACAGCCGCCGAUGGGGAGAUUGGUCACGAUACCUGCGCAGCUGAGGUAGACCAAGUUAUCAAUGACACUGCUUUGGAGAAAAACCCUGCACCCUGUGGAAGCACUACCGCGACCAGGGAGACUGGCCCGGAUAGCCGCGCAGCUGAUGUUCCCCAAAUUGCCAAUGAAGAGCAAGUUGCUACCGAGCCGCUUGCUCCUAAGGAUAGCCCCGGGAUCUCUGAUGUGUCCAGCUCCGGGCGCGCAACACUGUUUGUGGGCAACAAAGUUGAGGUUAGUGGCCAUAAAGUGCCUCUUCUGGAAGAGGUCUCCAAGAUCAGGAAUGUGACGAAGUGCGGACCUGGGGAUUCGCAUAUUGGCUCCUACGUGGUGUACACAGGAGGCUCCAUUCCAGAAAAGUCAGAAAAGCUGAAUGUUAGCGUCAUGAUGGGCUCAAUCAGCGGCGUUACUUUUGAAGGAGAUGAGGAUGAGAACAGCGCGGCGCCCGCAGAGCGAAGAGUCGGCGGGGUGCUGCAGUUCCGGUCAUGA
This is a messenger RNA of Akanthomyces muscarius, 1269 nucleotides long. RefSeq lists its product as uncharacterized. The transcript has a single exon. Bases 1 to 1269 code for a protein of 422 amino acids. The record is from RefSeq and is a predicted model, not a curated record. NCBI's taxonomy places the organism in Eukaryota, Fungi, Ascomycota, Sordariomycetes, Hypocreales, Cordycipitaceae.